Lytechinus variegatus (green sea urchin) is the source of this 1602-nucleotide messenger RNA. RefSeq names its product probable uridine nucleosidase 2. Bases 50 to 1042 code for a protein of 330 amino acids. The transcript has 6 exons. The record is from RefSeq and is a predicted model, not a curated record. Gene Ontology annotation, molecular function: hydrolase activity, hydrolyzing N-glycosyl compounds. NCBI's taxonomy places the organism in Eukaryota, Metazoa, Echinodermata, Echinoidea, Temnopleuroida, Toxopneustidae.
CGAGUUUACUGUCGAAAUUUGUCACUCAACUUACAAUCGUGCAUGUAAAAUGGCUGAUGGUUCGGAGGAACUUCUCAUCAUUGAUACAGACGGUGGAACAGAUGACUGUCACGGUAUACUCAUUGCUGCUGCCGCAGCGCAUGUCGAGGUUUUGGCCAUUACGUGUGUCGUAGGAAACGUGGAUGUUGAUCAAGUCGCUCAGAAUGUUCUAAUCACGGUCAACACUUCAGACAAACUUCGGAAAGCAAAGUGUCCCAUUUACCUGGGUGCCGCUCGACCACUGGCUGGUUUCCCCAUUCAUCGUUUCAAUGUGCAUGGAGAGGAUGGCUUAGGUAACACCAAGCGAUUGGAUGACCCACAACAUGAAUUCCUGAAAGAUGAAGCCGCCUGUUUGGCACUAGUGAAGCUAGUCAACCAAUAUCCCGGCCAGAUAAGCAUCGCUGCCAUUGGACCCCUAACCAACCUCGCACUGGCCACGAGGAUAGAUCCAAACUUUUCAUCCAAGAUCAAAAAACUUAUCAUCAUGGGUGGAGACUCGGAAGGACGAGGGAACAUUACCCCAUGUGCUGAGUUCAACUUUUGUGCCGACCCUGAAGCAGCCAAAGUGGUGCUACAUGAGUUCACCUGCCGAAAGAUACUCGUAUCUUGGGAACUCACAAUGAAAUAUGCCUGGAAUAUUGAUUGGAUGCACAAACAACUGUUUUUAGAGGACUGUAGAGUUGGCCGAUUUCUCAGAGAAACCCAUGAGCAUAUUCUAGAAGUUUGCAAAAAUGAUCCUGCCAUGUGUACUGGAGGAUUGGUAGGUUUGUUUCCAGCCUGUGAUCAGCUUGCUGUAGCACUGACCAUUAGACCGGAAUUGAUCACCAAGUUUGACCACUUCCGCUGUUCAGUAGAGACAUCGGGUGUGUCUAGCAGAGGUCACUUGGUCAUAGAUAGAGGCUCUGUUGACCAAUCAUUGAAGGGAGUCACACCCACAGACAUUAUAACUGAAGUUGACUUUGAGAAAUUCAAAGAGGUCAGUCUACUUUCACUUGAAGCAUGAUGUUUUAGGUAUGUAUUGUAUGUAGACAUAUGGCUGUAUUUCAUUCAAAACUUGGAUUAAAGGUAAGGGAAUAUAGUAAUAGCAAACAUUUAUUUCAUGGAACGUCCGUAAAAUCAAGGUUAAUUGUAUAUCAUGGUGGAUCUCAAUCUGGUAUAUUGUAUGCAAACCUAACUGUGUAAUCAUGAAACCUAUACUGAAACGUUACCACACUGGAGAUCCCAAACACAGAUAAGCACAUGUGGGGCAGUGCAUUGUUGUUGCUUGGAAAAGUACCCAGCAUUUGGGUGGAAUACCAUGCUUUUGUUGUUGAUUUCUCAGCAAUGACACAUUAAGCUUUACCAGAAUCAUUUGGUAAAUCAAUUUUCUGUACAUGUAAACACUGUGGUGGUCGUUUAAUUUGAUUCUGUUCAAACUCAGUGUAGAUAAAUUUUACUAAGUAUUUUGAUCAGCUAAGAGAUUCACCUAUUUCAGUUCAAUAGUGAGCAUCUUAUUGAAGUAAUCCAAAACGUACAUAAGCCAAAUUUCUUAUGGAGAAGCAUUGUGAUGUCAAAUAGUUGUUG